Molecule: messenger RNA, 537 nt
Organism: Caenorhabditis bovis
Lineage: Eukaryota; Metazoa; Nematoda; Chromadorea; Rhabditida; Rhabditidae
Source: the annotation of a GenBank genome assembly
AUGGCAGAUUUUUUGUGUAACGCGUUCCUCGUUUCCGUACGUAGUGUGGCGUCAUUUGAGGCUUCAUUUGAGAGAAGCGAAAUCGCAAGUUUUGAAGGCGAUCGAGGAAUUCAGCCCCCGCGCGAUUUACACAUCCGGAAAGGCGUCGUCUGUAUUGACGAGUUUGACAAAAUGGAUCAGAAGGAUCAGGUGGCUAUUCAUGAGGCUAUGGAGCAGCAAACGAUCUCGAUCACAAAGGCCGGUGUGAAAGCGACGCUUAACGCUCGUGCCUCGAUUCUUGCCGCUGCGAAUCCGGUCGGUGGAAGGUACGAUCGAUCGAAGCCGCUCAAAUACAAUGUGCAGAUGUCGGCGCCGAUUAUGUCGCUUUUCGAUUUGUUCUUUGUGCUUGUCGAUGAGUGCAAUGAGGUCACCGAUUAUGCGAUCGCGCGGAGAAUUCUUGAUAAUCAUCGAGCGAUUAAUGAGCCCGUAUAUCGCUAUCGCUUAGUAUAUCGCUUGUACGAGAUGCUUCAAGCCAAAGAUUUCGGACGAGGCUGUUAA